Molecule: messenger RNA, 4219 nt
Organism: Solenopsis invicta (red fire ant)
Lineage: Eukaryota; Metazoa; Arthropoda; Insecta; Hymenoptera; Formicidae
Product: aminopeptidase Q
Exons: 14
Coding region: 82-3963 (1293 amino acids)
Biological process (GO): proteolysis; peptide catabolic process
Cellular component (GO): cytoplasm
Molecular function (GO): zinc ion binding; metalloaminopeptidase activity; peptide binding
Source: RefSeq, a predicted model, not a curated record
GAGCAGCAGAUCGUUUUGCCAAUCUUAUAGAGUCAGUCUUAGAUAAUAAGUCAUUAUAAUCGCUGCAUAAGUAACUACAUAAUGGUAUUCGUCAAAAGUCUGUUAGGAAUAGUCUUAUUACUUGUCACCAGCCAAGCCGUCCCUCUUCAGGAGAAAAUAGUGAAUAAUAAAAUAUUGGAAGAUUUCAAAGAGAAUCAAUUUCUUCUACAGCAGAAUGUUGUGCCUAUUCAUUACAAUGUAAAACUAAUACCUCAUAUUGAGAAUAAUUUUACUACUAAUGGUGAAACAAACAUCGAUGUUGAAGUGCGCGAAUCGACAAGUGCCAUCACGUUACACAUUGUAGAACUCAUAAUAGACGAAUCGCUGACAAAAAUAACUCGCAAAGAUGUAGAUAACGUGAAUUCUGAAUCAGAAUAUGUCCCAAAGCAGCAUGAAUAUAACUCUCUAACCCAAAUUUUGACGCUACGAUUUGAGGACUUACUAGAUCCUGGAAUCUAUACGCUGCAUUUUAUUUUCACGGGCAUGAUACGUUCGGAUGUUGAAUUACGCGGAUUAUAUAGAAGUUUUUAUAUUAACGACAAAGGAAACAAGAUAUGGUUAGCGGUAACACAUUUUCAACCAACCUUUGCGCGACAAGCCUUUCCGUGUUGGGAUGAGCCUGCCAUAAAAGCGACCUUCAAAUUUUCCAUCAAGCAUUAUCCUAAUUAUACAGCGUUAUCGAACAUGCCGUCCGUGCGAUCAGAAAUCGACGAAGUUGACAGAAAAUUAUGGACAUACUUCGAGACAACUCCUAUUAUAUCUACCAAUUUAUUAGGAUUUGUGAUUGCUGAUUAUGAUCAUAUCUCAAAUUCUAACGGUAAUGUUAAAAUAUGGGGUCCAAAACAUCUUCUUUCUCAUGCCGCACAUUCUCUUAAUAUUGCCAACAAAGCAAUGCAGGAACUCGAACAAUUCACCAAUAGCACCGUUCCUGUACCGAAAAUGGAUCAUGUUGCCAUUCCACAUUACAACAGUAGAGCCACUGAAAACUGGGGUAUGAUCAUUUAUAGCAAGCUAAGAUUUGACGAUUGGAUGUUUGUGCACGAUCUCCUGUCUCACGCGGAGAACCGCUGUAACGUUUCAAAUAUUAUACGUAACAAGCAGGCGUUUCGUCAGUCUUAUAGAGUCAGUCUUAUAAGUUCUUAUAACCGCUGCAUAAAUAACAACGUAAUGGCGAUUGUCAAAAGCCUGUUGGCAGCAGUCGUAUUAUUUCUCACCAUCCAAAGCGUUCUUCUUCAAGUUUAUAAUGAAACAGUAAAUAGUCAAGUAGUAAAAGAUUUUAACGAGAAUCAAUUUCGUCUACGGCACAAUGUUGUGCCUAUCCAUUACGACAUAAAACUAAUACCUCAUAUUGUGGAAAAUAAUUUUACUACUAAUUGCGAAACGGACAUCGAUAUCAAAGUGCGCGAAUCGACGAAUGCCAUCGAACUGCACGUUGUAAACCUCACAAUAGACGAAUCGCUGACGAAGCUAACUCGCAAAUGCGUAGAUGUAAAUUAUGAAUUGGAGUAUGUUCCAAAGCAGCAUGAAUAUAACUCUCUAACACAAAUUUUGACGCUACAAUUUGAGGAAUUAUUAAAUCCUGGAAUCUAUACGCUGCAUUUCACUUUCAUGGGCGUGAUAUAUUCAUACCAUGAUGUUGGGCAUAAGGUCCGACGCGGAUUGUAUAGAAGAUCUUACUAUAACGACAAAGGAAACAAGAUAUGGUUAGCGGUAACACAUUUUCAAACAGUCUAUGCACGGCAAGUAUUUCCGUGUUGGGAUGAACCUGCCAUAAAAGCGACCUUCAAAUUUUCCAUCAAGCACUAUCCUAAUUAUACAGCGUUAUCGAAUAUGCCAUCCAUGCGAUCGGAAAUUGACGAAGUUGAUGGAAAAUUAUGGACAUACUUCGAGACCACUCCUAUUAUGUCUACCUAUUUAUUAGGAUUCCUGAUCGCUGCAGAUUAUAAUUAUGUCUCAAAUUUGGACAGUAAUAUUAAAAUAUGGGGCCCAAAGCACCUUCUUUCUCGUGCCGCAUAUUCUCUUGACAUUGCCGAGAAAGCAACGCAGGAACUCGAAAAAUUCACCAAUAGUACAGUUCCUGUAUCGAAAAUGGAUCAUGUUGCUAUUCCACGUUACGACAGUAGAGCCACUGAAAACUGGGGUCUAAUCGUUUAUAAACAAGAUAUACUUCUUGGAGACAAGAGCUUGUAUUCAGUUGGUAACAAAUGGGACAUCAUGACAAUCACUCACGAAUUAGCGCACCAAUGGUUCGGAAAUUUAGUUAGUUCAAUUUGGUGGAAAUAUCUUUGGUUGAGCGAAGGCAUCUCGACAUAUUUAAAAUACUAUAUUACUGACAAGUUUCUCAAAGAAAAACGAUUGAUGGAUUAUAUUGUAGUGGUUGAUGAACAACAAAUGCUGUAUACAGAUUCAGUUUUAUCUACUCCAAUUCAUAUAAAUAUAACUGGUCAUCUAGAUGUUUUUAAUGCAUAUUCUGACAGAACCUACAGAAAAUCUGCUUUUCUCCUACGGAUGAUAUCGCAUUUCUUGAGGGAAGAUGUGUUUCGAAAUGGCUUAAUAAAAUACCUUCAAGCACAUGAAUACAGCAGUGCUACACCAGACGAUUUAUGGAAAGCAUUACAAGAGGCUCUCGAUGAAUCAGAUGUACCGCAUAACGAUUUUCAAGUAAAGGACGUAAUGGACACUUGGUUUGAACAGGCGUGGUAUCCUCUCGUUACAGUUCAUCGAGAUUAUGCUACAGACGAAAUUAAGCUGACGCAAGAAAUAUUUAUAAACCCUAAAAACAAUUUUAACUAUAGAGGAAACAAGGAGGAGGCAUGGUGGAUACCUAUAAAUUUUGCAACGCAAAGCAACUUAGACUUCUCGUCUACGUUAGCCACCCAUUGGCUGAAACCGCAUGACAAGGAUAUAACAAUCGAAGGAGUAAACAUUAACGACUGGAUUAUUGUAAAUAAACACCUGACAGGAUUUUAUCGAGUAAAUUACGAUAUAACCAAUUGGAGAAAAAUCGCUGCUUUUCUUAAUUCUGACAACUACGACAAGAUCCCAGUUCUGAAUCGUGUACAAAUUCUUGACGACGCUUACAAUAUGAUAGAAACUGAACGGCUUGACACAACUAUAUAUGUUGAAAUUAUAAAUUAUUUGUCACGCGAAACUGACCCUGCACCAUGGUUGAGAGCUCUUAAUAACGUUAAAAAAUUAAAGGAUUACUUACGAUUACCCAAAGGAGAAGAAAUCCUUAAGCCAUAUUUAUCGAAUUUGAUGCGUCAACUAUUUGAACUUAUCGACUUUGAAGAGAAUCCUGAUGAUGAUUUUUUUAUUCAAAAUCUCAGAAUGUAUGUGUACGAAUAUGAAUGUGUAUAUGGUCUUUCGGAUUGUCAAGCUAAAAUUACUCCUAAAUUACUUGAAUAUGUGGAAGACCCAAUCUCAAAUAGUAUACCAUUAUUCCAGCGAGAAAAGCUAUAUUGCUUUGGUCUCAUAAAAGCAAAUGAAUCUCUUUGGGAUCAGUUCUUACAAACACAUCAAAGAACAUCGAAACCUCAUAAACAAUUUCUUGGUUGUUCAGAAAAUUUGAACAUUCUUGAAAAGCAUUUAAAUUCUUUUUCCGAAGAUACAGAAAGAUAUGAUAAUCUCUUCAAUAAUAUGUUCUCAAUUUUUCCAACUACUGAUGUAGCGAUUAAAUUUUUUAUUAAUAACCACGAGAAUAUCCAUGAAUCACUAAUUCUUAAGAGAAUCAUUUACAAUAGUUUCAGGGAAGAGGAACUUGACAAGAUAAAAGCAUUUGCUGAACAACAUGCAAUCAAUAUACAAACGGAUUUAAAUUUCAGAAAAGCAACUUUAGACGAAAUGAAUAACAAUUUGUCGAAAUUUCUUAGCGCUUUAGAAAAUGGACAGUUAAUCAACAUAUUCAGCAAUGAUACAUCAUAAUUAAAUAUACUUAAGUAAAAGUCUCAAAAUUUAAACAAUUAAAAAUAAAUGCAAAGGCUAAUGAGAGUCAGCGCAUAACAAAACAUUAUUUUUACAAACUUGUAUUUAAUAAACAAAAAAUUUUUAUGUAUUUUUGAUGUUUUGUUGUGCGCAUUGUUAACCGCGUUGAUUGUCAUUAGUCUUUGCAUUUAUUUUUAAUCAUAAUCAAAUUUAAUUCAAAUUUAAUAAAAUAAAUAAAUAUACAAAUUGUAAAUAU